GAUAAGAGUUUUUAAAAUUUGAUGACUUAUCCUCCAGUAAAAUAAAUAAAUUUAAUAAAAUUUAUUGAUUAAUUUAAAUAAAAUAAAUUAAAGUGAUGUCUUCUUAAAAUAUCUUGAUGUUACAUUACCAAGUAUCCUUAAGACAUUACAUUUUACACAAACAUGGAAGUUAAGAAUCCACAAGUAGCUGUAUUAAGUAAUUAUGAGGCAUUUCAACUUCUAAAAAAAGCUCAAGAAAAUAACAAGCUAAUAGGAGGUAUGAGUCAUUCAACAAUUUUAUAUGAGGUUUUCAAACACUUGGAACAUAAACCAUGUGCGGGUCAAAGUGAGAGUAAAAUAAAAGAAUUCUUAAUGCAAUUAAGAGACAUGCCAAUAAAUCUAACAAAAAAAGAAAAACUAAUGCUUGUUAAUGACCCACCUGAUACAAUUUUACAACUAUCAUUGAUUAUAAAAGACUUCUAUGAUAGACUGAGUGAACAAGAAACAGAACUGUUGUUAAAUGCAUCCAAAACAUUUUGUGAAGAAAAUAGCCAAUUUACAACUGAUGAAUCAAAUGUAGAUCUUGCACCAUCAUAAAAUGUUGAUUGAUAAUUUUCAUUUCAUUAAAUGUCAUUUUUUAUUUUAUAAAUAGCAUUGAUUUCAAUUUGAUUGAAAAUGUGUACAUUGAUUUUAACUAGAAUGGAACAUUAAAUAAAAUAACAAAUUAUAAAUUUAAAAUUAAGAAG
Messenger RNA from Daktulosphaira vitifoliae (grape phylloxera), 725 nucleotides. RefSeq names its product DNA-directed RNA polymerase III subunit RPC9 (gene Polr3I). Lineage: Eukaryota; Metazoa; Arthropoda; Insecta; Hemiptera; Phylloxeridae. The transcript is spliced from 5 exons. Gene Ontology annotation, cellular component: RNA polymerase III complex. The coding region runs from base 163 to 576 and encodes 137 amino acids. Gene Ontology annotation, biological process: transcription initiation at RNA polymerase III promoter. The record is from RefSeq and is a predicted model, not a curated record. Gene Ontology annotation, molecular function: nucleotide binding.